Hypoxylon fragiforme is the source of this 2145-nucleotide messenger RNA. RefSeq lists its product as uncharacterized. The transcript is spliced from 5 exons. Gene Ontology annotation, molecular function: protein binding. The coding region runs from base 1 to 2145 and encodes 714 amino acids. The record is from RefSeq and is a predicted model, not a curated record. NCBI's taxonomy places the organism in Eukaryota, Fungi, Ascomycota, Sordariomycetes, Xylariales, Hypoxylaceae.
AUGGCCAUUGACGAAGAAGCCAGUCUCUGGCCCACUGAGAACCUCAUUCUCAAAGACGGUCGCAAGCACUAUUGCACCAGUGUCUCGCCAAUCCACUGGCAGCUUCGAUCAUUAAUUAGUGCCGUUGACCAAGAUGUCGUGCUCUUUCCCUCCGGCGCCAACAACACCCACAUUACGCGACUUAAUACCACUACCCGCGAAUGCGAAACCAUCAAGGUUAUCAGUUUCCAUCCUCGAUGUCUAGUCGCUAGCGACGGUUGGAUUUGCUGUGGUGGUGAAAACGGAGAGUUUGCCAUCAUUAGGGAGACUACCGGCCUCGACAAUCCAGACGAAGAGGCUGUCCGAUCCGCUCAUCCGAGGCUCAACUGGCGCGAGCCCUCCAACAUGGCAGAGGGUUCUAUGGCUGCCAUGGCCCAAAUUCAUCGCGACAUGCUCGGCAUUGUUGAUAGAGUCAAUAACACUAACCGGACUUGGUCUGCCUCACGUCACAAGUUCGGCACCGAGCGUGUCAACUGCAUAACUCUCUGGAACCCACCUAAGAAGCCGUCGGUGUCUGGUGAGUAUGACUCUUCCGUGGCUGUACUGGCAAAUAACGACAAGACGAUCAACACCGUGUCGAUAUAUUCGCCCGUCUUGAUGGAUGAGAUUGAGUAUCCCGACUGUGUUAAUCGUGGUGUCAUCUCUCCCGAUGGACUUCUCUUGGCCGCUGUAUGCGACGACCCCUAUCUUUAUAUUCACGUGCGACGACCAUCGAUCAAGUAUCACGAUGCCACCUAUCCGGCAAACUAUGAAUGGGCUGAACUACCGCGAAUACGACUCAAGGGUCAAUGGAAUAUGGACACAACUGAUUGCCGGGGGAGCUUUGCGGUUUGCUUUUCCUCUUCCGGGAAAUAUUUGGCCGUCGGCACUCAAUAUGGUACGAUAUCUGUAUUUGAUGCGGUUGCUCUCAGGGAUCCUGCGUCAGAGCCCUUGAUCACGUACUUCAACUCAGACCGAGCACCUGGGGAGUAUGGUGCUGUUAGAGACAUGGCAUUUUCUCCAGGACCCCACGACCUAUUGGCUUGGACGGAGCACCGGGGCCGCAUCGGAAUAGCAGAUGCGCGCACUAAUUUUAGGCGACGGCAAAUCAUCUCGUUAAAUGCUCAUGAAAACUUUAGCCAUUUCUCACUCAAUGAUAGGAGUACGAUAGACCCACGUUUACUCGACCCACGCAGCGAGCGCAACACCGCGAGUGAGCGCAACACCACAAACGAGCGCACUUCUGGAACAUCUCCUUUGCUAGAAAUUCUAGGUCGAUGGAAUUCUAGUCGGCCUCUUCCGAACCCCGAACCCUCUGACGCAACAUCUCGAUUAAACCAACCCUUUAGCACGGAUGAGAUUGCAAUCUUGGAGGCAUUGCAGAGUGAACGACGACGACGGAAUGAACCGCGAGAUCGAGAUCGAGAUCGAGAUCGAAUUGGGCAGCGAGAUCGCGCUGUUGAUCGCGACCAACAUCAGAAUCAACGCGCAAACGGGGAUUAUGCUCAUGAAACUCGUACACAGCGCGAAACCUUGACACGUAUCAUCGAACGUGAACGCACGCGAGAAAAUCGCGAGCAACAUCGCUCAGGAGGGACCAACCCGACACCUCCUGAACAAGACCGCGAGAGACGUGCCCCUACACCGCGACGAAGAAGCUCCAUUAUGCAGGCGCUGACCCAGAAUGCCGAUAACCUUUCACAAGCGGGUAAUAGAACUCAAGGUCAAGGCACCGAAAACGGCGACAGCACCCGAGCCACGCACGAACAUGAGCAACCACCGUGGCAACCACCGUGGCUUUCAGGACGAUUUAGUUCUGGAUGGACUGAUCUAGAUAAUCUAGCUAACAUGAGUGGUGGUGACGGUGGAGCCAAUGAGAAUUCUCGGACCGAGUCUAGCAGAACUCGUCGAGGUAUACCAGUGAUUGCCGAUGUUUGGGCCAACGACUCCUUGUUCAGCCGUGUUCGAAUGGGCAAUCGGGAACAUCAGCAGAACCCGGAUGACACUGCGGGGUUGAGCUGGAGUGAAGAUGGUCGAAUAUUGUACAUUGGUGCUGAGGAUGGUGUGUAUGAAUUCCGUGUCAACAUGCACAGCAGAAAGGUCUUUCCAGACAUUACACUUCGCUAA